AUGGAAUGGAGUGUUUUGCCGGAUGAAUCGAAGAGAGAAGUCAUCAAGAGAUUGGAUUUUAUGAGCAGACUUUCGAUCAAAGACGACAAGUGUCUGGUUGUGGUUUACACUGGAAUCGACAAGUUUUUGAGAAUGGAGAUUUCGAAAGGAGAGAAUGGUUGUGUGAUUCAUAAAAUGGAGAACAGUUAUGACCUUAAAAAGGCAAUUGUUAAAGUAUUCACUGAAUCUGUCCCUACUGUUUUGGCAUGUUCCAUCCUCAGAAACCUCUUCAAUUAUGAAUCAACUCUCAUUGGAACUUUUGAACUUGAAUUCGAUACUUGCAAUUUCUUAAGCCAAAUCAACCAAUUAGAACGUAUUCUUUCUGUAAUUGGAUCCAAGGCAAAAACGGGAUCGAGUCAAUUCAAUGUGAAGAGAUUCCAUGCGAACUGGAUGACUUCUCUUCAAAUCAUCGAUGCAUGUCAUUUGUCACUAUUCAAUUGUAUGGUGUUGGAAGAGGUGGAAAGAGAGGGAAUUGUAUGGGAAACAGAGUCACUGACACCGAGAAUAACGAUGGAAACAUCUAAAAGAUACGGAGAACAGAUCAUUCGUCUAAAUGAUAUCUAUAUGGCGGAGCGUCGGGCUGAUUGUCGUUUCAAAAUGGUGGAAAAGGCCAUGGAAACUGAAAAUGGGUAUACAACGUGUCGUUGGUCCAAAAUUCAGGACGUAUUCCUGUGGGACCAUCAGAAAAUUACUAGUGAGAGACUCAAUAAAGAUGUUGAGAUGAAACGUGUCGUUGUUCCUCAAAUUGACAUAGUCACUCGCUGGAAUAAGUCAAAGUGUGGUGUCUGGGUUCACAUAAUGAAAAUGUAUAACGAGAAAAAAUACGUUAAUUUUUUCAAGAACGAAACUUGUGGUCUUCGCUACCUUUGCGAGAAGUGCUCUGAUCCAUUCGACUACUGGUUCUAUCAAAACUUGCCACGUCGUAUCCAUCAUGAACCGGAAUGGAGUGAUGUAGGAAUUCUUUCCCAAGAUGCAAAUAAAGACACAAAAGAUAUCGAAAUGAUAGAAAAUGCAAUGAAAUUGAAAAAGAAAUUUCAAGACGAAGACAAGAAAAGUAAGAGGAAACAGAAGAAACAGAAGAAAUCCAAGACACUCACAAAGAAAGACGAUGAGUUCAACUCGUGGGGAUUUGGAAUUCAAAAGAAAAUUGAGAUGGAUCAACUUGUGAAAUCAACAGCUCAAAUGUCAGUUCAUGAGAACUCUGGAGAGAUCAUCGUCUAG
Messenger RNA from Caenorhabditis remanei, 1260 nucleotides. RefSeq lists its product as uncharacterized. The coding region runs from base 1 to 1260 and encodes 419 amino acids. NCBI's taxonomy places the organism in Eukaryota, Metazoa, Nematoda, Chromadorea, Rhabditida, Rhabditidae. The record is from RefSeq and is a predicted model, not a curated record. The transcript is spliced from 7 exons.